Molecule: messenger RNA, 1728 nt
Organism: Paraphaeosphaeria sporulosa
Lineage: Eukaryota; Fungi; Ascomycota; Dothideomycetes; Pleosporales; Didymosphaeriaceae
Exons: 2
Coding region: 1-1728 (575 amino acids)
Biological process (GO): glucan catabolic process
Molecular function (GO): hydrolase activity, hydrolyzing O-glycosyl compounds
Source: RefSeq, a predicted model, not a curated record
AUGCAUUUCUCUACAAUCGUUUCUACAGCGGCGUUUGCUGCCCCGGCACUAGCUGGCUACGUGCUUCAGGAUGACUACAUGACCGACUUUUACGGGCAUUUCAACUUCUUCAACCAGGGGGAUCCGACGCACGGGUUCGUCAAGUAUGUGGAUGAGGCGACUGCGCGGUCGUCGGGUUUGAUUGAUGCUUCAGGACCGCCGGUACCUGUCAAGUGGGGUGUGGACACUGUCAACAAGGACCCAGAGGGUAGGGCUAGUGUCAGGCUUGAGAGCAAGACUGCGUACAACAAGGGUCUUGUUGUUAUUGACCUCGAGCACAUGCCUUUUGGCUGUGGUACAUGGCCCGCCUUCUGGAUGUUCGGACCGAACUGGCCGUAUCAGGGUGAGAUCGAUAUCCUCGAGGGAGUACACGAGCAGGAUACCAACGCCCUCACGCUCCACACCAGCACUGGCUGCUCUGUCGGUUCCGACACAAGCCUCUUCUCCGGCUCUGUCGAGACCCAGAACUGCGACGUCAAGGCUGAAGGCCAGCCCGACAACGCCGGCUGCUCCAUCAAGUCCAAGGAUAACAAGUCGUACGGCGCUGGUCUCAAUGAUAACGGCGGCGGUGUCUACGCCACAGAGUGGACCAGCGACGCUAUCAGCAUCUGGUUCUUCCCGCGCGAUUCUGUCCCCGAGGGCGUCACCGGCGACAACCCCGAUCCCAGUACCUGGGGCACUCCCUCUGCCAAGUGGGUCAAGGACUCGUGCGACAUCGACGGCAUCUUCAAGGACCUGAACAUUAUCUUCGACACCACCUUCUGCGGUGACUGGGCCGGAAACACGUGGUCCUCCAGCUCGUGCGCCUCAAAGGCCCCAACCUGCAACGAUUACGUCCGCGACAACCCGGAUGCCUUCACCAACGCUUUCUGGACCGUCAACGCCCUCAAGGUCUACCAGCAAGGCGAUGCUCCUGCCGCUGCCCCCGUUGAGUCGCAGACCCCAGUCGAGGUGCAGCCGUCGCCCACGGAUGCUCCCGUCGAGCAGCCUUCCGCGACCGAUGCGCCCAUCGAGUCUGCACCUGUUUCCGAGCCUACCGGCCCCAUCGACUCCUCUCCCCCAAUCAUCGAGCAGAGCUCCACCGCCGCUGACAUUCCCCUCGCGACCGACGCUCCCGUCCAGCAGAACCCCGACGGCACACUGAACAUCCCGCUUGGCCCCUGGGGCAGCAACGGCGAGGGCGGCGGCAACAAUGGCGCCGAGGACACCCCAGGUGCUGAGACUGCGCCCUCGCCCGCUGCACCCAUCUCUACGCCCGCCGUGGAGACAUCUGCCUCCAUUCUCCCGGCGCCAGGAAACGGCGGCGGCUUCAACUGGCCCGGCGCAGCGCAGGGCACUGGCGCGCCUUCAUCUGGUCUCGCACCCGUCCCCUCGUUCCCAGCGGGCAACCAGACCGGAUACCCUGUCCUCCCCACCGGCACGGGCAGCGGCGACAUCGCCGAGGUCUGGGAGACAAUCUAUACGACGCAGGUAGUCACCGUGCCUGGCGUCGGACCCGCGCCGACGGACGCACCCGCCGGAGACGGCUCGGAGCCGAUUGCGACAGUGCAGCAGACUGUGCUGCAGACUGUGUAUGUUACCGUGAACGGGCCUGGAGCGCAGGCGAGUGCGCCGGCGGCGCGGAUGGCGCGGAUGGCGAGGCGCGAGAGGGAGAUUCGGAAGCGGAUGGUGCAGCACAACAGAGCAUAG